CAAUCAUAUGAUUUGGAUUUGGAUAUUCUAUAUGUGGAACCAUUAGGUCAUGACUGUAAAAAUUCUACCUAUUGGUACUUUGACAGAAAUCCAUUAUAUAGAAAAAAUAACUUCAGAAAUUUUAAAUCCAUCUCAACCAUACUCUACAUCAAAGAUUUAAUCAUGGUCAAAAGCAAGAUUAAACCAAAAGUAAAUACAAAAUCAAUAAAAAAGAAUUCUAAGAAUCCAUCAAAAGCUGCAAAAACUGAAGACUUGCCUUUACCUCCAAUUCAAAAGAAAGGCAGACAAACUAAUAAUUCUCUAGCCUCCCUUGAUGGACCAUUUCUUUUGGAAGUUACACAAGAUGUAAUCAAAAAUGUUGAGGACAAAAGUAGUAUUGGGAAGCAAGGAAAGAAUGAUUCCACUAACUAUGGAUAUAAAGAUAAUAUUGGUAUUGAAGAAGAAGAGCAACAAAUUGGUAUGCAUAAAGUUCUCAAGAUUUUAAAAGAUCAUGAAGAUGCCUGGCCUUUUGCCGAUCCUGUGGAUGAACAAUAUGCUCCAAGGUAUUAUAGUGUUGUUCGAAAACCAAUGGAUCUUAGCACUAUGGAAGAUAAAUUAGAUGAUGGAGCAUAUAAAACCAUAAACCAAUUUAAACGUGAUUUUAAUCUCAUAAUAGAAAAUUGUAAACAGUAUAAUGGUUCUGAUAAUGAAUACACUGAAAUGGCUUUGAAUCUUAAAGAAAUUUUCAAUAAAGCUGUUGAUAAAUUCUUAGAAUUUGAAGCUUCUAGUGAAGAUUCUUUAUCUACGAGUUCGUGUAAUGAAAAAGAAUCUUUGAAAAAUUCCAAAAGUAAGAGUUUUUCACCAGCAUCUCCCAGACAUAGUCCAAAACGUAAACAGUCAAAACAAAAAAAUUCUGAAGAAAAAUCGCCUGCAAAACUAAGUGAUAAAAAAAUUAAAGUCAAGUCUACAAAUACAUCUGAAAAAAAGGAUAUUGUUGAAGAGGUAAUUAUGAAAAAUGAAAAUAAAGAUAUUAAAAGUAAAGCCAAAAAAGUAAAGAAUCAAAUACAAGAACAUGAUAUUGAAGAAAAAUCUGAAAUAACUCAAAAGAAAGCUGCACUAAAUUCGACAAAAUCGAAAAAAACAAAAGUUCAUAAUAUUAAUAGUGUUUCUAAAAAUCAAAAUUUAUCAAGCAACGAAGUAGAUGAUCUAAAUAUUAAAACAACUGAAAAAAAUAAAAAAGUUGAACGUAAUUCAGGAUCACAAACAGAUAAAGAACUUAAAGAAAAUAAAAAGAAAAAAGAUAUUAAAAAGGAGUUAAAUUUAGUUGAUGAUUCCAAGGAUAAAACUCAGAAAGUAAGAAAAAAACAGAAAUUAGAUAUUUUAAUUGACAAAGUAAAAAAAAGGAAAUCAAAAAGUGAAAAAGACCUUAUUCAUAAAUUAUCUAAAAAACUUCAAAAUACUUCAGAUUACUCAGACAAUGAGGAUGAUCAAGAAGAAGAAAUCGAAAAAUGUCAAAACACGAAUUUAUUCUUGAAAAAUGGGGAAAUGAAAACUUCUUUAGAUGAUAUUGGAAGUAUUUUAAGCACUAGUAAGAAUAUUGUAAAAAAUAUUGAGUCCAUUACAACUAAAAAGGAAGAUAUUGAAUGCCUGGAUGGUUUGAAAGACAGGAUAAGUAAAAAACGUCAAGAAGAAAAAUUAAAAUUGGAAUUGGAAAAAAAACGAAAAAAAAAAUCUGCAAAAGGCGUUCAUGUUUCUAAAAAAGUAUCUUCUCACGAUGAACCUAUUCAUGACAAAAAUAAAUCAGGUGUUAAGAAGUCAAAAUCGAAAAAACAUAUUAAAAAUGAAAAGAAGAGUCAAGAUGACAAAGAAUCAAAAAAAAGCAAAUCUUCAAUCAAGAAAGAAGCUAAAGGAUUAGAAAAGAAAGAAGCUAAAGGAUUAGAAAAGAAAGAAGCUAAAGGAUUAGUAAAGAAAGAAGCUAAAGGAUUAGUAAAGAAUGAUAUUCAAGCUCUAAAUCAAGCAACGGAACAAACACUCAAUGAUAUGAAUAAAUGGUUGGAUGAUACUCCUCGUGUUUCUGAAUUUUCAUCUGAUAAUGAUACAUCUAUCAAAAAGGAAUCUGUGAGUGAUACUUCGAAUGAACCAAUUCUCCCAACAACAUCAGUUUCAACAAAUAAUAAAGCAGGAUUGUGUCCAGGAGAAAACUCUAGAAAAAGACCUAAAUGUCCAUCUUCUAACACAUUACCUCGACCUAAAAAAAUCCAAAGAACCAUUGAUAGAUUACAACCGGGAAAGAGUAAAGGAAACUUAUUAUUUAAAAAGCCAAACAGUGAAUCACCAUCUUUAUCUGAAUCUAUGGAUAAUCGUUCAACCACUGAUAAAGAACAAAAUUCCAAUCAAAAGAAUGAUGAUGAGCCAAAACUUAGCCUUGGCACUGUUCUUAAAAAUGUUGAUUCAAUUCAACUAAUUUGUAAAAGCAUUAUUUCCUCUCCAAAUACACAUUUAUCUAAUGAAGAUGAUGAAGAUGAAGGGAUAAGCAAAUCAGUAACUUCAACGGAUAAUGAUGUGCACAGAUCUUCUGAUUCAAAAGUUUCAUCUGCAUCAAGCAAGAAUACUAGUAUUGAUAAAAAUGUUGUUAAACAAGAGACUCCUCAAACAAAAACUGCAACUCCCAAUCUUAGUGCAUGGUUCAAAGCUUUUGGAGGUCCAAAAUCAAAGUGUAAAAAAGAAGAAGAAGAAAAUUUGGAGAAAAAAAAGGAAGAAAAAAUCCAGACGGCUCCAGAAUCUAAAACUACAGUUUCAACGAAUGAAAGUAGUAGCACUGGACCGAUUGCUGCAGUAAACAAUCAGCAUCUCACUAAUAUGAGUGGAUGUAAUACAAAUGAAAGUUUAUCAUCUUUCUCACAAGAAUCAAUGCCUAGUCGUGCAGGUCAUUCACCUCAGCAAGUGAGUCAAUCUGCAGAAGUCAUUUCGCCAACUGUCUCAAUAGAUCCUCAAAACAGAGGUGCAGGAUUUUAUCAAGAUGCUAUGUCAACUGGGAGCAGUCCAUACAAUAGCCCUUAUUACACUACUCCACCGCGUUAUAGUGCUCAACUUCCACCAACUCCGUCACCACUGCAGCAGCCCACAUCGCCUGCUUACUUAGCACCAGCUAGUUAUGAUCAGCCUUCAUCACCUAGUCUGUAUUCUCAAAUCAGUCCAAAUCCACAGCAUUUGCCACAGUCUAAUCAAAUUUCUGCUCAAAAUCAAUCAUCAGUAUGUCCAGCUCAGUCUCCUCGUUCUCUUCAAACAUCGCCGUAUCCACAGUCAUCGCCGCAACCUAUGAAUUAUUCUCAGUCAUCACCGCAAACACAACCAUCUACGCCACAAACUCCUGGGAGCAGCUAUUCACAACCUUCACCAUCAACAGCAACUUCGCUCAACUGUCCACAAGUUUCGCCGCAACAACAGCAUUCUCCAUACUCGCAAUCUUCGCCUCAACCACUACCCAACUAUUCUCAACCUUCGCCUCAUUCAACAUACUCGCAAGUAUCUCCCAGGCCACCGUCUUCCACUUAUUCACAAUCUUCACCUCAACCACCGAGCUGUGCAACUCAAUCUCCAAGUCCAUACUUACAAUCAGAACUUGUGAUUGUUCAAUCUUCGCCGAAAGGAUUUUCACAAACAUCACCUCAAACACCUACGAGUUACGCUCAUUCAUCAUCCCAAUCGUCAUCUCCGUACUCUGUUCAGCAAUCUUCUGAACAACAAUUGUCUACUUAUUCGCAACCAACGUCUCAGGCGCCGAUAAAUUUUUCUGCGCUAUCUUCGCAACAUUCAAAAUCGUAUAUAUCAUCGCAUUCAGUUCAGGAAUUAACCACCCAGCAGCCGUCGCCGAUACAAAAUUUUUCACAGUCUUCAGUUCAAGAGCAGCAACAACAACAACGAUUAGUUCAAAAUACAACCAAAGUUAUAGAAGAAAAUCAAUUAUAUCCUUCCAAUUUUUCGCAAUCUUUGAAAUCUGCUUAUAGUCAAUCUUCUGCACCUUUAACUUCAAAUGUUAAAUCAAAAGACAAACAUCCAUUGCAGCAUGAUAAUGUAGAUCAAAGAUUACACAACCAACAGAUUUAUCAAACUCCUAUAAGUGCACAGUUUCCACCGUAUCCAACAAAUAUCUUACAAAAUUCACCAGUAGUAGCCAACCAAAUGAAUAUUGACUCUUCUGGAUUAUCUGCUAGUGCAAGAGCAUCCAAUCAUGAUGUGCAGCAACAACUUGCUCAACAAAGACAGCAAAAUUUGUCAAAUCACGAACAUCUAUAUGGAAGUGGUUUUCAGGCUAGCUCAUAUGCUAUUUCAAAUCCGGCGUGUAGACCAGUGUACCCAGGAUUUUUCGAUGUCGGUUCUAAAAUCCCGCCCGGAACUGCUAAUUCAAGUUUACCUCCUGUUAAAAAACGUGCAUAUGAGGCGUCAGCUAAUACCAAUCUCUCACCAGGAAUGAAGCGAGGAGUACAUCAGGAUCCGACACCGCAAUCACAACAGCAGUUUGGUUUUGAGCCAUUACUAAGUCACAGUCAAUUUGACUCUAGCAAUGCAUUUUCUUCUGGCCUUGCUGAUAAUGCUUAUGCUCGGUUAAGUUUAGGGUUGGUUGGUCACUCAACGACUGCCAAAGAUCAGCAACUUCUAUCAAUUCAACGACCCGAUCCUAAAACUGAACAUUUGUCUCCUUAUGCACGUCCUGUGUCAUCUGGACAAUCUGAUUUAGAACUCACCUUACUACAAAAUUUACAAAAUGCUGCAGGUGUAGCGAGAAAAUCACCUAGUGUAUUGCCAGUUGCACAUCAACCAGUUCAACCAAGUUUGAAUGCUGCAAAGCCGAAAAAAACUAAAAAAAAGAAGUCACAAAAAGAGGCGACCCCAUUGCCAACAAAUAUUGCAAGUCACCAAGUAAAAACAACAUAUUCGCAAUUUACCAGUUCUACCAUUGAUUCGAUGGGUCUCAAACAGUCCAAUAGUGCUUUUAAUUUUACUACUGCAACCUCAAAUGUUACUGGAACGGCUGCCACAACUGCAGCAUAUUAUGAUAAAGACUCUGCCCCCCCUGCUUACGCAUUUUUAGAUGACUUCAGGAACCCAAAUCUUCAGGAGUAUUAUAGCAUGGCAUUAAGACAGCAACAGCAGCAACAGGCUCAACAUCAACCACAGCCACAAACAAAUUCGACAAAUGUAGAUGAAUCAAAAUUGUGUACAAGUCAAAAUGCUGUAGUAGCUGCUGCAGCACGAACUUAUUCAGGACAUCCAUUUCUUCACACACCAGGGCAACGCCCUAAUCCUUAUGCAUCACCAGUGCCCUCUUAUGUUCCACCCCAUGGACAUAAUAUUGGAGUUGACCCGGCUAGUUAUCAACAGUACAUUCAUUCUUUGUAUGCUUUGCCACCCCCACAUCACAGGACUUCAUGGCUGUAGCCUAUUUUUAAGUUCACUUUGUAAGACUGCGGAUAUUUAUUAUUCACUGAAUACUUCAUUUUAUUUUAUAUUAUCUUUUAUGGCAAGUUUGUACAAAUUUCAGUAUUUUAUGUUAAAUAUUUCAUUGCUAUCGAUGUUUUUCUGUAUAAUAUCUAAUCAAAAGAGUAUGAAACAUUUUUUGAGCUCUCUAAAAAAUUUUGUAAUAAAAAAGUACUAUUGUAGUUAUUGAAAAGGAAAAAAAACAAAAAGUUACGAAUAAUGAAAACAAAUACUUCCAAUGUUAGCCAUUGAUAAUUUACUAGCA
Molecule: messenger RNA, 5722 nt
Organism: Trichogramma pretiosum
Lineage: Eukaryota; Metazoa; Arthropoda; Insecta; Hymenoptera; Trichogrammatidae
Product: histone acetyltransferase KAT6A-like
Exons: 10
Biological process (GO): chromatin remodeling
Cellular component (GO): CERF complex
Molecular function (GO): protein binding
Source: RefSeq, a predicted model, not a curated record